Molecule: messenger RNA, 4768 nt
Organism: Xenopus tropicalis (tropical clawed frog)
Lineage: Eukaryota; Metazoa; Chordata; Amphibia; Anura; Pipidae
Gene: arfip1
Product: ARF interacting protein 1
Exons: 10
Coding region: 345-1538 (397 amino acids)
Biological process (GO): intracellular protein localization
Cellular component (GO): Golgi membrane; Golgi apparatus; trans-Golgi network membrane
Molecular function (GO): phosphatidylinositol-4-phosphate binding; protein domain specific binding
Source: RefSeq, a predicted model, not a curated record
GGUCACAAGCUAGGCGGGGAAAAGGGUGAGGGCACCAAAGACACAUCAUUUGCUGAUUUGGUUAUAGCUCUGUGGCACUGACAGCCUCCAACCAGGAAACACACCCCAGCCAGUCGAAUUGUUACAUAGGAAGUCAAACUAUUGCACGUCGCGAUUGUUGCCUUAGUUCCGGAUCAUAGAGGCAGAACGUGGAGCUAGAAGGGAUCCUGCCAAGCUAGCUUCUCUAUUUCCGGGUGUAUGAACUCUGCAUGAUUCGCAGGGAGGGUUGAUUCCGCCGGCUUCAGUCGCUCAGCGGGGAAGCAAUUACAUUCACCCAAGCUGCGGGGAAGAGAGCAGCAACAGAUAUGUCUGAGAACACCACACCUAAUGAUGACACAUUACCUGCAGCCGAAGGCCAAGAGGUGCUGACAAUGGCUCAAGAUUCACCAAGAAGUGAAGUGGCUGAAAUUCAUGUUACCAGCAAUGGAGAAGUUGAUAACACAUCAGAACAUAAUUUUAAUUUGAAUGACCUAAAGCGUUCAAUAUCAGCUGGGCUUGGUCUUUCUGAAACUCAGAUGACCUCACAUGGCAUUGAUAGCACCACAGAAGGUAUCAUUGAAUCGGGACCCUUUCAAGGUUCCUUCACUACUCCCAGGUAUCCAGUAAUAUCCCCUAGCAGUGCAGCAGCUAGCAGACUGGCUGACCAAGGAGAUGAUAUAAUUGUUCCCCCAGCUGAGCAGCAGAGGACACAGCAGACAAGUGGGCCAGUUGUUCUUGCAGAGGAACCUAGAAGCACAGCUGUUGAAAAGUUUGAACUUGUUAGAAAGUGGAGCCUUAACACAUAUAAGUGUACGCGCCAGAUCCUCUCCGAGAAACUAGGUCGGGGCUCCAAAACAGUGGACCUGGAGCUGGAAUCCCAGAUAGAAAUCCUUCGAGAUAACAAAAAGAAGUAUGAGAAUGUACUGAAGCUGGCACAGACUCUCUCCACACAGCUCUUCCAGAUGGUACAGACCCAGAGGCAGUUGGGAGACGCUUUUGCUGAUCUCAGCUUAAAGUCUCUAGAGCUACAUGAGGAGUUUGGAUACAAUGCAGAUACGCAGAAACUUCUUGCCAAGAAUGGGGAGACUCUUCUGGGGGCCAUGAACUUUUUUAUUUCUGGCGUAAAUACUCUAGUUAACAAAACCAUUGAAGACACCCUGAUUACUGUGAAGCAGUACGAAACAUCCAGGAUUGAGUAUGAUGCAUACCGUACAGACCUUGAAGAACUAAACAUGGGCCCACGUGAUGCCAUCACUUUGCCGAAGAUUGAGCAGUCACAGCAGCUUUUCCAUAGCCAUAAGGAGAAGUAUGACAAAAUGCGCAAUGAUGUUUCUGUCAAACUCAAAUUCCUGGAAGAGAACAAGGUAAAAGUAUUGCACAAUCAACUUGUCUUGUUCCACAAUGCUAUAGCCGCCUACUUUGCAGGAAAUCAGAAGCAACUCAAAGAGACGCUCAAACAGUUCCACGUGAAAUUGAAAACCCCGGGCGUGGACGCCCCAUCCUGGUUGGAAGAGCAGUAAUAAAAGCAGAGGAAAUGGUUUAAGCAGAUUGGAUAAAUCUAGUUAACAAGGGGACUGAGGGGAAAGUGACAACCCUAAUAUUUUAUAUACAGACCACUUUUUGUCCUCCCUGUUUGUAAUACUUUAACAAUCAUGUCCAAAUCGGUGUAAAAGGCUUUAAUAGAUCCAAAUUUACUUUCUGUAAUGUAACUAGGGGGGAAAAAAGUUUGUUUUUCUAUAAUAUGGGGUUUGAAAAUAAUUUUCUGUGGUAAAAAAAAAUAAAAUGCAAUGUAGAUUUGCACUGACAACAAAAAACUUGGCUUGGUUUGUGGCCUACAAUAUACGGGGCAGUUGUAAUAUUUUUGAAUUGUACCAUGAACACCUGAUUUUCUAUGACUAGAUAAAACAAAGAGUCACUUUCAUGUAAUGUUUUGAGAGGCGAGCACACAGAUAUUUUGUGAAGUGAGGGGAGAAACAUUUUAAUACUUGUAAAUAUAAAACAUUUAUAUGGUAAAAUAUGGGGCUACUUAGACUGUUCAUUGGCUUUGCUAGUGCAGCAAAUACUUUUAAAGGCACAGUUUUCACUUUGGGAAAUUAUAAAAAAUAUUUUAUUAGAUGACAUUAUCCUGAAUGGUUUUCUCUCUUUUUUUAAGUCAUUAAAUUGUGAUACUGGGCUUAAUUAUUAAUAGGUUUUCUAUGAGAUGUGUCUCAGAGGCUGCUAAUCUUAAACUGGCCAUACAUGGAACCCAUCAUAUUGGAUUUCCAGUACAUGUAUGCUGGUCCUGAGUGAUAUAUUUGUACCAUGGAUAUCAGUUGAUACGUCAGUUAGACAUGUCGAAAAAUUCCAUCUGACUAUGCACUAUAUCUAGUAGUGUGUGUGGUACAUUGGCAGAGGAGAGAAUGAAGAGAACCCACAGCUCUUCUUCAUUUCAUGCUGUUCUGAUGAUUUGGGCUGUUGGCCCCAAUAAACAGAACAAUAGAAAGGUAGCCAUACAGUGUUUGGUCACUAUUAUGGUAUCUGUACCUGAGGCCUGUGGGGCGAUAGGUCAGGUACAGAUCAUCCAGUGUAUGGCCAACAUUAGGGUCUUAAUGGUAAAUGGUUGCAAACAAGGCACCACCCCAUUCUUUACUAACAACUCUUGAACGGCUCCAGAAAUACAUACUGAUCUCAAUGAGAUGAAGAGGUUAUUUGCUAAUGUGUCCCAUUCAACUUAAGUAUAUACACAAAACUCCUGAUAUAGUUAAAUGUGUUCAUUAACCCCUGAUUAAUACAUUUAAAGUUAAUCCUAAAGACAAAACAUUUUAUUUUGGUUGUGCAGCCAGCGGGGAAACACUAUUUUAACGCAACAAAAUGCCCUGUGAUGCUAAAGGGACUUUUUUUUUUAUUUCUAGUUUUCCUUUAGGUGCCACAGAUGUAAAACUAAACAAGCCAGUAUUACAGAACAGUACCUUGUAGGAACACAUCUCUAACUUCUAAUGACUUUGCCAAUUAGCAGCAAUUACAGUUUUCAGAGUUUGCUGUUAGAAAUGAUUCAUUACAUGGAAAAUGUUAUACAUUCAUAGCUUAGCUUUGAACUCCCACAUUUUUUCUGUGAUCAAUAUAUCUUCUGCAUUCUUCAUAAUGUAAUAUAUUACCAAACAGAUUGAAUUCGAUUUGAAUUAGAACAAUGUUUAUAAUUGGCUUGAAUUUGUGAUGCAGAAAUGCCCAAGAAAAUUAAGAAUGGAUUGACAAAGUGAUUUCUAUUCAGAAAUAUGCUAAUGUCAUAAUUGGUUUGGGAUCUCACUAAGUUUCAGCACCAAAGCUACUUUUAAGGCAGUGAAAAGAUGUAAGAAAAAUUGGUAUCUUUAAAAGGUCUUAAUUUGCAAUAGAAACAUAUUUUUUUUCUUUUUGUUGUGACUGGCCUAAAUUCUUUAUCUUAACCUUUGCUAAGAUGCCCAUUAAGUUCUUGGAUAGAAGUGUUUGCCAGCUUUGUACUGGGUUUAGGAGUGAUUAUGACCAGUUCUUGCAGGUGGAUUUGCCCCAGAAUGAUCAUGUAAGGUGGGUGAUGCUUGGGCACUUCAGCUUUCAAACAGUGCCACUGAUUCUUUAUCAAAUUGAAAUGUGAGCUUUGGCUGGGCCAUUGUAGGGUAUUUACCUUUAUGUCCGUAAUCCACUUAAGUGAUAAUUAAGGUGCUCAUACACUGAAUGUUCUGCUCAUUUGGUGAGCCUGCCAAAUUAGCAGAUCUUUCUCCAAUAUGUCCACCUUGAGAUGGGUGAUAUCAGAUAGAUCUGACCCAAGGGCCAAAUGAUCAAAUCACAUUGGUGGGAUGUAGGCCAUUGGACGGAAACCACAUCAGUCAGCCAAUGUAGGGCCCUAUACACAGGCCAUAUAUAUUUUUGUAGAGCCACAUUUGCACAUAAGAAAUGUUUUGGUUUUCAUCCUGCAGGCAGCUUUUAUCGGCCCAUGUAUGGCUACCUUUAGGACUUUUCUUUGGCAUCAUUGUCCUUUGAAAGAUUAUAUUUCACCCACCUACAAAUCUGCCACUGCCAAAAAAAUCAUACCUAGAGGAAAGUAUGGUGCUGAUAGAAUGAUGCUGUGAAGAUGCUUUGCAGCAUUGGAACUGCUCACCUUGCUAACAUAGGAAGAAUGGAUACUGCAAAAUAUAGUCAUAAACUGCAAUAGAAUCUGUUUCAGUCUGCUUUAGCAGGAAAGUUCAUCUCUCAGUAGGACAAUAAUCCCAACCUCAAAACCAAAUUGGCUUAAGAAUAAAAUGUUCUACAAUGGUCUCUGUUCAAGUGAGAAUCUGUAGCACUAUAUAAACACUGUGUUGCACAAGUGUUAUACUAAUCUUCCUGGAAGCAUAGGCUAAAAUCUAUAGUGCGCAAAGCUGGUACAUACUUACCCCCAAAAGCGGUUACUGCUGUAAAACUUGCAGGGACUGAAUCAUUUUGCAAACAACAUACUUUUGUUUUUUAUUUUUCUUAAAAGUAAAAAUUAUGACAGAGCCAAAUGUAGGGUAGCAUCUGAUACAUCCCAGGGUAGAAUUAGUCAUUGACAAGGCUCUGAAUAUUAUACCCCAAGCAUAUCCAGUUCCACUGCUCAGACACGGAAUGUUUCUCUUACUACUUUGACAUAAAAGUGAGUGCCCAUUAACACCAUUGAAUGUCCUUGUGCGGGUGAUAAGAAUCUCAGUGCUGAGACUGCCCUAGUCUAUGCCACAUCGCUACCUGACCGGUGUUCUUAAAUGAUGCUGGUGCCAAUACCAUUAUA